Molecule: messenger RNA, 669 nt
Organism: Vavraia culicis subsp. floridensis
Lineage: Eukaryota; Fungi; Microsporidia; Pleistophoridae
Exons: 1
Coding region: 1-669 (222 amino acids)
Source: RefSeq, a predicted model, not a curated record
AUGGUAGAAGCGUCUAUUUUUAUUUCAUUGGUAUUUGUUGCACUGCUGGUUCUCGUUCUGUUCUUUAUAUUGGUCUGUUACAUGUACAUCAAACAUCGGAGUGACCUGCUGCUGAGAGAGAUAGAGAUGAUAGACGAUAAGUGCAUAUUCAUGAAUGAAGAUUGCUAUCUUGUGGUCGAGAAUUACAACAACAACCUAUGCGAUAUAUUUAUCAUUUCUAUAUAUUUAAAGUGUGGAAUCAAGGAAAAAUCAACAUUGAGUGACCAUAGUUGCUAUCAUGAAAAGCGAAGUGUUCAGGAUGUGCUAGAGAUGAUUGACGAGGACAGUUAUUUACAUGUAACUGCGAUAGACAGGAAGGACACGGACAGUUUUAUGUAUGACAAUGUUCUUUCGAAAUGCGCUCGAGUUAUAUUUCCGAAUUUCUUGAUAUUUGAUGUGCAAAGACUUGUGCGAUUUGUUUUUCAUCUAAAAUUAGGUUACCAUGUUGCUUGGUUGAUAGAGUUUAGCGAGCAGAAUAUCGUUGCAAGUGCACACUCGUAUAACGGGUUAAAGAACGUGCAUCAUAGUGAGGUAUUACACGUGAACAAUCUAAAUAAUAUGAUGGGAAAGUUUUUUGGUUUUAUCAUCGGUAAAUUUAGCUUAAGAAACCGAUUAAAACAAAAGAAAUGA